ACAAUGCGUCGUAUACCGGGUUCACCCUCCUCAGUUGAGUAGAGAGACGGACUGCUCGGAACGUCACCACCGUAGCUAACCACCCGAAGCCGCCGUUCGAUAGUCACAAAUGCUUACCAACAGUCCGCCGACGGUCAAUAGGUGUCGCGUACAUAACAGUGGCGUGUGUGAUCGGUGGUGAGUCGGUCGCUGAGAAAAUCACCAUGAAACUUAAACAACGAAUCGGGGUCACGUCGGCAACUAUACUGCUAUGUCUUCUACUUAUGGUUUGUAUGGAGAGUGGUAUACGUCCAUUAUCCGCCAUACGUAAUGCUGUGAGAGGGGGGAACCUGCAAGAUGAUGAAAUUUUACAACCAGGAGGCAAACUGAUUGACAACCCGAGAGUACAUAUCAUACGAAAACAACUUGGGAAAAGUGACUCUGGUAAGGGGUCGCCGCUCACUGGUGCUGUGUUGAAUGAUAGCAAUCAACGGCCACUGAGUCCUGAAGUAGACAGUAGACAGAGUGUUGUUUUCGCAGUGAAUAGGACUGCACAGGGCGAUACAUUACCUGUUGGUUCGGACACCAACAACAUCACCCAGAGCAUCAAAACACAACAUGCGCUAAAUUUGGACGUACUAUCCCAGCAACACCCGAUUGCGAAAGAAGGGAUAUCGUUUUCGGAACCGCUAUUUGCUGCUCUGGGUAAGCUUAAGGAACGGGCACCGAUUGUGCUAGAGACGAUACCAAACACCGGGAAAUACGAGGCGUUUUUUAAAACUGGUCCAAAUUCGAACCCAACGCCGAGGGAUGCAGAACCAUUGCUGAAACCGUACAAAUCUAAUCGGAAGGUACCAGCAUGGGAACGCUUUCAGAAUGGUAUAAAUAGGUUUGCAUUGUACGACCAUAACGACCCAAAUAUUGAAGAACUUCUUGAUAACUUGUCAAACCUAGAGAUAGCUGAAGUCGAUGAGAAGUCUGGUGGCACCCAGGUGAAGCUGAUUAUUGAUUUCAUAGAUGGUGGCCAAGCUCUCUUCAAACCCUGGAAAGUGCCACGUGAUUAUCAGACUGUUCCUGAUCACUUUUAUUUUUCUGACAUCGAAAGACACAAUGCUGAGAUUGCGUCCUUCCAUUUAGAUCGCAUAUUAGAUUUUAGAAGAGCGCCUCCCCAGGUAGGUCGAUGGGUGAACCUCACUUCACAGAUUUAUGAUCUCGCUGACUCAACUCUCAGAAGAUCAUUCUUCCGUUCCCCAGCCAACAAUGUUUGUUUUGUUGGUCACUGUUCAUACUAUUGCCAAACUGAGACAGCUGUCUGUGGUCAUCCCGAUAUGAUAGAAGGCUCAUUUGCUGCUUAUCUACCCCCAUUUAAAAUGGCACCAAGAAAAACAUGGCGACACCCCUGGAGACGAUCUUAUAGCAAACACAGGAAAGCCAUAUGGGAAGACGAUCCAAAUUACUGCCAGGACGUAAGGAACAAACAUCCAUACAACACUGGAAGGCGUCUACUGGAUUUGAUGGAUUUGGCUGUAUUUGAUUUUCUAAUUGGUAAUAUGGAUCGACAUCAUUACGAAACAUUCAGCAAAUUUGGCAAUUAUACCUAUCCCCUUCACCUUGACCAGGGCAGAGCGUUUGGAAAAUACGCACACGAUGAAUUAUCUAUAUUGGUGCCUAUAGUCCACUGUUGUGUAAUUCGCAAAUCGACACAUACACGAUUGCAGCUUUUGGCGACAUCCAACUUUCAGCUCAGCGAUGUCAUGAGAGAUUCAAUGUCCACUGACAAGAUAGCUCCUGUUGUAUUUGAACCUCAUUUAGAAGCAUUAGACCGACGCCUUGGAAUCAUCUUGAAGACAGUAGACAAUUGUAUAAAAACUAACGGAGCGGUAAAUGUUUUAAAACCAGAGCCAUCAUUUGCGGCAUAUCAUGAGCCAACACGAAGCAACGAAGAUUGGUUCUGGUGAAAUAAAUAUAUUUGCACCAGCAUUUUCUUCACAUUUUUUCAAUGAUAUUGUUUUACUUUGUAAUCAUUGUGCAAUUUUAGAUUGAAUGCGUUUCAAAUGCAUUUGAUAUAAUUUUAAAAUUUAAAUUACUUGUUUUGUUAAAAUGAAAUAAAAU
Messenger RNA from Saccoglossus kowalevskii, 2091 nucleotides. Its product is annotated as extracellular serine/threonine protein CG31145-like. Gene Ontology annotation, biological process: protein phosphorylation. NCBI's taxonomy places the organism in Eukaryota, Metazoa, Hemichordata, Enteropneusta, Harrimaniidae. Gene Ontology annotation, molecular function: phosphotransferase activity, alcohol group as acceptor. Gene Ontology annotation, cellular component: Golgi apparatus. The record is from RefSeq and is a predicted model, not a curated record.